Cololabis saira (Pacific saury) is the source of this 6980-nucleotide messenger RNA. RefSeq names its product coiled-coil domain containing 30 (gene ccdc30). The record is from RefSeq and is a predicted model, not a curated record. NCBI's taxonomy places the organism in Eukaryota, Metazoa, Chordata, Actinopteri, Beloniformes, Belonidae. The transcript is spliced from 28 exons. Bases 274 to 4002 code for a protein of 1242 amino acids.
CCUAGCAACCCGUGGAAGCCAGUUCACCUCGGCACGCCUGUCCUCGCAACUCGGCUUUUCUCGUCGCAGUUACUUUUUCAAAGAAAGGGAUCAAGACAAUGCCACAGAUGGAUUACUACAACACUGGGAGCGAUGAAGUCAGAGGAAAUGUUGAUCUUUGACCCAUCUUUGCAAACAGACCUCUGCUCUGCGGGAAUUACGGUGAAUUUUCUCUACUGGAAAACAUAAUUCGUCAACCAAAAGUUGCAGCUCCAUCAACCUUAAGAUCUGACAAUGGAUCGUGAAGAGGUUUGGACGGAGCCAGACCAAAUUUCUAUGCGACUUCAGGAGGGUGGUCUUCCUCCAGAGGCCGGUGCAGAUGAGCGGCAGCGACAUCUGUUUCAAAUGCUGCUCAACAGGGAGGCAAAGCUCCAGUCAGCCACCCAGGAGGUGCACACGUUACGUAAACAGCAGGCCAGUGAGAUGAAGGAGGUGGAAAGCUAUGUUGCACAUAUUCGAGGGCUGUUGGAAGAUCGCGAGUGUCGGACUGCGGAGUGUGAGAGAGACAAUGAAGAGCUGCGACAUGAACUUCACCAGAUCAAACACCAGCAAGAGACUCAGAGCAGGGAGCUUGCUGAGAUGUUGGCUCAGGAAAACCUGGGAGAUGUGGAUUUAAGUGGCCCCAGUGAGCAGGUGGCUUACCUACUGGUGGAAAGGGCCACACUUCUGGAAAGACUUGAGGCUGUUGAGAGGAAUCUGGAAAGCCAGACCAUUGCCGGCAACACGAAUGAAGUCAACCACCAGGAACAUGUGCGCCACACAACGGGAGCAGAACUCAGGCAUCACAAGGAAGACAUGCAGAAGACCAUAGAUGGCAUGACAAAGCAGUGUUCAUCCCAGAGUCCAUGGAAGAAGCUGUUUGGCCUCCGCAGGUCUGGUCAGAGCAAACACAUUAUCACCCCUGCCCUCAUUGAAGAGAUUUCCAGAGAGAGAAACGAGCAGCAGAGACUCGAGCGGGACCUAGAGGAGGCAUCCAGGAGACUGGCAAUGGCUCACCAGGAUAUCCGCAGACUCACCAAUGAGCUGGAUGCUGCCAAAAACAACAGCCAAGAUCCAAAUGGAGCUGAGCUUCACGUGACUCUCCAAGAAGUAGAAAACCUGAAGAAGGAAGUGGAGAAACUGAAACAUUGUGAUAUGAUGAAGCUUCAGGUUGCCAAAGAGCAUAAUGACAUACUGGAUGCUGACAACAGAGCCCUCAGGGAAAAAGUUCACAUUAUAGAGGCUGAGAAUAAAAGUCUGCUGGACCAGUUGACAAAGAAUGAUGCUGCCAAAGAGGAUUUAAAAGACAGAACCAGUGCACCACAAAACAGUUCACCUGCCUCAUCAGCCCAUGAAGAGAAUCAGUGUCAUAGACGGUGUCAAGAGGCGAUUGAGAAUGGAUGGGUGCAGGUGAAAGAGUUACAACGGCAACUCCAAAGGCUACGCGAUGGACAGGAAGAGCUGGAAGAGAGGAAUGAAGAGCUGGAAUCUUUGCUGGGGGAAGCGCAAAAUGCCAGCAAGGAGGAGAGACAUCGCCAUGAAGGAGAACUGGAAGGACUGCACAGGAGGAUCAGAAGCCUGGAGGCCGAGCUGAAGAAGCCGGAUGUCCAAGAAAAAAAUCAGAGGCACGAGGAGGAAGCCAAAACCUCUGACUCCUACCAUCUAAGGGACAGCGCCCAGGAAAGAGCUGCGCUGCUGGAGGCUCGUCUGACUGAGGAGAAGGACUGGAGGAAACAGCUGGGGUUAGACCUCAGUGCUGCUCAAGCUGCCCUCAAAAAAGAUAAAGAGGCUUUGCAGAUAGGUGAGCGAGAGCUGAAGAAGCUGAGACUUGAUGUCAGUGGCCUUCAGAGAGAAUGCCAACAGGGGAAAACGCUUAUCAAGAGCCUCACCCAAGUCAAGGGUGAAAAGACAUUACUUGAGGAAAAGGUUGCUCAGAUGGAGCUUGCACACAGCAGGCUCAAAAGCGAGUUUGAAUGCUACAAGGACGGUAACGAAACCCAGCAGGGCCUGAGGGAGAGGCAGCUUCAGGAGAAGACUGACCAGCUCACUUCUGAACUCAGUAGCUUACAGACUGCAUACAACACCCUGAGCAACGAGAUGGCCUCUGAACGGCUACAGACUACCGAGCUCCAGGCAAGGCUAAGAUCCACUGCUUGGGAGAAGCUAGUGGCCGAAGAGCAAAAGGACGAACUCGAGCUGCAAAUACAGCGCGUCAAUAAGCAGCUCCUGUGGCAUCAACAGCAUCUGUCCACUACAGAAGAAGCACUUAGUUGCAGGCAGAAGCCUGAACCUGACACAGCUCAUAUAGAAAAUAUCCAUAGUCCAGAGGAGAAGACCAAAGAUAGUGACUUGAACCAGCUUUCACCUUUGAAGCAGAAACUGAAUCAUCUACAGACUAACCCUGGAGAUGAGCAGUUGACCUCUCAACAUCAAAUUGCACUUCAAGCUCGGGUCAAUGAAGCCCAGACUCUUAUCAAGUCUCAAGACUCACUACUGAGUCAGAAGGCAGAGGAGGCUAAACAGAUGAAGCAAGACCUACAAAGAGUUCAGAGCCUGUUUACCUCGGCAGAAAGAGAGUUGCGCUAUGAGAAGGAAAAGAACAUGGACCUGAAAAGACACAACACUUUGAUGGAUCAAGAAAAACUUAAGCUGUGUGCAGAGCUGCAGCAGGCCCAGACCAAGCUGGUCCAGGUGGAGCAGAAAGUCCACUCUCAGGCAGCUGAACUUGAAUGUCGGCAGCAGAAAAUCAGAGAUUUGGAGCUGCAGCUGGCACGCAACUCCACAAACCGCAGUGCAACUACUAGCCUGCAGGAAGACCUGCAGACUGAGAGGGAACGGCUCAUUGCUGCUGACAAGAAGGUGUUGGAGCUACAGCAGCAGCUAAAAAAUGCUCAUCACCAGCUGCGUUUGGAAGAAGCUCGGGCCAGCAAUAGCAACCGCCUGGAGAGGGACAGCAGGGACCUGUCUGACAACUUGUCAGCACUGAGAGCCCAGCACCAGGAGGAGCAAAUAACCAGGAAGGUUUUAGAGCAGCGUGAAGAAAAGCUGCAGCAGCAGGUGUGCUCUCUCAGACUAAAGGAGGCCUCCCUGACCAGGACAAACACAGAACUUAGCCACCGUGUCCAGCAGCUGGAUACACGUCUGUCCAUUCUAGAGACUGAGCUUAGUAAAGCAAGAGAAGAGGCAAAAGACAGCCAGAAGUCAAGCCACACGUUGCAGGAGGAGCUACUGGCCAGUCAGCAGGAGUGUGAAAAGCUGCAGUCGGAGCUGCAGCAGGUUUUCCUCCAACUUGAUGCACAUAUCAGGAAAUACAAUGAAAAGCAGAGUCAGCACAAAAGCAAGUUGUUUCGGGCCAAGCAGGUGUUUCUUAAGGAGACUGGACAGAGGGACGCCACCAUCAAACAACUGGAGAAUGAGCUGUCACUGGCCACUAUUUCUUCAUCUAAGGAGAGGGAAAUGAACCAUACAAUAAUGCUGGAAAAUGAGAAGCUGAUGGAGCACAAAAGGGAACUGUUACUGAGGAUAAGUGAGGCGGAGGAGACGGACAGUGAAGGCAAGAGAACUGCCUCAACACUCCAGCACAGGGUCGACAUCUUGGAAAUGGAAAACAAACAACUAGAGGACAGAACGAUAAAGCUCUCCACUCAAGUGAGCUCCCUGGAACGGGCACUUAGGAACGCUUCUUUCGAGUCUUUCUACAGUUUGGAGAAUGUUAAGAAAGUGCUCCUUUCUGGUGGUCUCUCUGAUGGCCUCUUACAUACAUCUGCUUUAAGCCUGACAUCAGGUUCCACUGAGCAUUUGAACAUCCCGGACGCAACCUGCCGCGUGAAGGACAGCCAGCAUCUGCUGUUAGACGACACAAAGGCCACUGUCUCCACGCAGCAGCCUUUGGAGCUGGGAUACCUGAACCUCACUUCCCAGCUGGUUUCUCCCCCCGCCACCAGAGACACGCAGGAGAGCUCGGACAACGGUUGCCAGACAUGAGAGGUGCUGAGGGGUGCAGGUGUGCUCUUUGUGAAGCACAGGACGUAAGAGAUGCAGUUCUAUGUAUUAGGGAGCAGCACAGAAUCUGCAAAUGAUCCGUAUUAAAAUAGUAACAUAUAUUAUUAUAUUAUUAUUUUUCUGCUCAGGGUUUUAUUUGAAAGCAGAUUCUUUUUUUGGUUUGCCAGAACUGGGUUUUGACACCCAAGCUCCUAAAUGAGACUGAAAAUUUGGAACUUUAAAAAAAAAAGUGUGCAAAGUGUCAAUCACAUAGUGUGUGUGUGUGUGUGUGUGCGUGUGUGUGUGUGCGUGUGUGUGUGUGUGUGUGUGUGUGUGUGUGUGUGUGUGUGUGUGUGUGUGUGUGUGUGUGGAAGCUUACCAAUAGCACAAUCUUUUUAUAAUGUAAAUAUACUGUAUGUGUAUAUACUGUAUUUUGUUAAACAAGAAACUAUUUCACACCAGUGCAGAAAGUAUACAAAUUUGUGAGGGAUUUUAGAAUGAUUUUACCUGAGCACUUUAUAAGGUUUUAAUUGUGUUUACUUAAGAGAAACUGUAGCAAUGGAUUGCCAUACUAGUAUAUCGGAGCGUUUUGCCUCACGCUUUCCAUAGUGUAGCUAUAUAGACUUUUUCUGGUUUACAAACUUUAAACUGAUACGACGUUGAUAAUAAUGAUGUUUGUCUGAUAACAGACUCUGCGAUACCCUGAUGUUACUGUAAGUCUACGUACGUCUUCAUUCUGAGAUAGGUCACUCACAUAUCUUGCUAGUAGCAGCCAUGCCAGUAUUUAAGAUGUGGGAAAUCCAAAAUGUCAGGAAAAGACACAGGCUUCUUAAACUUGCCUUCUUUUUUGUCUCUUUUUGUUUUUAAAUAUACUGGUCAAUGUCAAACGCCUCUUCCAGUGCCACUCAGAAAGCACUUGUACUGUUACCAGAAAGCCACGAGUGCUUUGCACACGUCAUUAAAUACGUAGUAUGGUGCAGAUAUGGUGAAAAUAUAUUAUAUUUUAGCUAUUAACUGAACAAAGUUAGGGUUAUGUUAUGAAUAUGGCCCUAAAGUGACUAUAUAAGCUUUUGUUUGAGGAUAUUCACAUUUAAAUGAGAGUUGAAAGCUUACAUCUCUUGUAGAGAUGGACUUGGAACAAAAACAUACUGCAGAAACAACUCAAUGCGGUUGUGUGGUAGUUAGCUAAAGUUCACCUGGUCAGCCUUUUAUACAGAACUGAACAAAUGAAAUAGUACACAUUUUCAGCAACAGUUUCAGCAACAUCUUAUAUUCAUAUGUUUCCAAACUUCCAUCAGCCAGCUAUCUCUACAGAACUCCAAAGAAACAAGACAAUCCUUCUCUCACUUUUUGCAGCAGCCGGAGCUUCUGAUAGGAUGUUGUUGUGGCUUCUUCUUUUUUUACUGUAUUUUUGAACUUCCAGUUCUUUUGUAACUGGCUUAUCUGUCAGGAUAGUAAUCAUCUUCUGUCCUCCUGACACGACCAUCAGCUUAUUUCUACCAGGAGAGGUCCAUCCAUUCUCUAAGGCUGGGCCUCUUCAGGGGAGAGGAAAGCUCUCCUGCUUUUAGCUAAAACCCCACUUGGUCCAGUAAUGCUUUACCAGUGUCAGGCUGCUGUUACACGGCAUUAGCAGGAUUUAAUUCAAUUCAAUUCAAUGCAAUGCAAUUCAUAUAGUCUAUAACAACACAAGUUGUCUCUAGGUGCUUUCCAGAGACCCAGAACAUGACCCCCGAGCAUUAUUACAUAAUCAUAACAUAAACAAUGGCAAGAAAAAGUCCCCUGUAGGAGGGAAGAAACCUUGAGCAGGACCUGACUCAUAAGGGGGGAUCCUCCAGCCAAAGGUCGGCUGGGUGGGGAGAGCAGUAAAACGGAGAUCAGACAGAGGAUGAAGAACAGAGAGAGGACAGACACAUUGGUACGUUAGUGCACUACAGAGACGACUAUAUAAACAGAUGUAGACAGCAGACACUGAGGUGGUCAGGGUGGGACUGCAGGGCAGCUCCUGAAGCUCUGGCCUGCAACAGGUACAGAAGAGAAAAGGACGGGGCAGACAUGAUGCAACCUGUAGGUCCCAUCAUGAUGAAACAGUCUAAGAUGGACCCUAAGAAUGAUAAAAUAUAGAAGGAAGCUGUUUUCUGUGGCUGAUGCAGCAUGGGACCCUUGCCCUGUAAAGGACAUAGUGUAAACCCAGUUUGUUCAAAGCCCUAUCUAGCAGGGACUUUGACUGGAUUCUGGACUGCAAUCAUGCCUUUCUGAUCCAUGUUCCAAAUGUUACCAGGAAUUAACUGUUUCUAAGUGGAAAAUGGGGGGACCACCUCUUCAAGUGGGCAGUAAACCACUCAAGUCCAGCUUGAUGAAAUUUUGAGAACUCAGCAAGUUAAGAAGUGAACUUUUUAUCCUACGUGGGUGCGGGCCAGAAUAAAUGUCGGCGGACUUGAUGAGAUAAGCAACCAAUUAUGUUUCCGGCUCGGGACAUAACAUUUACCUGUUUCAUUUGUAACCAACGUGUACACCUGGGUCCUAACUACACACGAUUUCAGUACCCCUUAUUAGCCUGGAGCAUGUCAACCCAUGCCUGUGCCUGGUGCCAUCCAUGCUUGAAUGUCUCUAAAUAUUAAAUAUAAACCUACAUAUGGUCAGGCUGAUAGCUCAAACUGCAUCCAAGCUGUUAAUAAUAGGUUUGAAUAUGUUUGAAUUGAAAUUCUCAAGAUCUUUCUCUAAUGCAUAUGUAAAUACCCUCAAAUUAAAAGUUCACUUUAAACCCAAAUUCAUGAUAUAACUGGAACUCCAAUAACUUUUGAUACACAGUUUAGUAUAUUUCCAUAUCUAACUUUAAACCACUAUUGCUAUUUUUUGUACUAGUAAUACUUAUAAGUCUUCAGUGUGCCUGAAAUGAGGAAAUCUUGCUGCUUCAUUAAUAUUUGUUAUAAUACAAACCUAUUUGAAAGACUUGGAUUUAUAUUGGAUUUGUAUUCCAACUU